UUAGUCCAGGGCCGAAUUUUAACCCCAGUCCAGCCCUGGCCGCACGUCCGCCGCUCGCAGUCACAGCUCUGGGUCAAACCGGUUCCGGUACAGCGUGUUCUUCCCUCUCGGACAGAGACGCAGAACGUGCCCACACUGUGUCCGCGAGCUGACAUAGCGUACUGUAUAUCAGACUGUUUUAAUCUGUGUCCGUUAAGUUAUUUGUUUUAUAAUUUGCUAGUGAACUCGACCGCCUGGUUCUGCAUGUUUCAUAGAGACUCAUAGCGACCAGACGGCGAGCAGCUGCUGCUGAACUCCCAUGAACUGAUCUCACAGCCUGUGCAGCCAGGCCCAGAUUGUGAACUGUGGAACGAGGUGUAAACUCUGGGGAGUUUUUGCUUUGUCUCCCCAUGACAACGUGUCACCAUGAUGACUGUGGCUCCAACAGUGAUGCCGAGCGAUGCACCUCUGAUGAUGAGGAUGCCGAGCUCGCUGAUAUUGGGCCGCUGCUGACAAAUACAGCUGAAGCUGAGAAAUCAAGAGGUGCAUCAGCAUUUCCUGAUGAGGAUGAGAAUAAGGAUGAGGAUGAGAAUGAGGAUGAAAGAGGUUUGCGGGUGGCUACACUGCCCAUGCAGGCACACCAUGCCAUGGAGAAGAUGGAGGAGUUUGUACACAAGGUAUGGGAAGGAUGUUGGCGAGUUAUUCCAUACCAUCUUCUCCCCGACUGGCUAAAGGACAAUGAUUACCUGCUGCAUGGACACCGCCCACCCAUGCCGUCCUUCCGUGCCUGUUUUGGGAGCAUCUUCAGGAUUCACACAGAAACUGGAAACAUCUGGACGCACCUGCUGGGCUUAAUUCUGUUUCUGUUCUUGGGUACUCUGACAAUGCUGCGGCCAAACGUGUCUUUCAUGGCACCCGUGCAGGAGAAGGUGGUGUUUGGGGUGUUCUUCCUGGGUGCAGUUCUUUGUUUGUGCUUCUCCUGGCUUUUUCACACUGUCUACUGCCACUCGGAAAAGGUCUCCAGGACAUUCUCCAAGUUGGAUUACUCUGGUAUCACGUUUUUGAUCAUGGGCUCAUUCGUUCCGUGGCUGUACUACUCGUUUUACUGCUCUCCUCAGCCGCGGCUCAUUUAUCUCUCUGUUGUAUGUGUGCUGGGUGUCGCUGCUAUCAUUGUGGCCCAGUGGGACCGAUUCGCCACCCCUGGCCACCGGUCCACACGUGCAGGAGUUUUCCUGGGCCUUGGUCUGAGUGGGCUCAUUCCCACAAUGCAUUUUACCAUCGUAGAGGGUUUUGUGAAGGCAAUGACAGUGGGUCAGAUGGGCUGGUUCUAUCUGAUGGGUGCAAUGUACAUUAGUGGAGCAGCACUUUAUGCAGCACGGAUACCUGAACGCUACUUCCCUGGGAAAUGUGACAUCUGGUUUCAGUCGCAUCAGAUAUUCCAUGUGCUGGUUGUCGCAGCAGCGUUUGUCCAUUUUUAUGGGAUCUCAAACCUGCAGGAGUUCCGCUACGGCCUGGAAGGAGGCUGCACAGAUGAUACUCUGCUGUAAAGAAAAAUAAAUCAAUCUGGCCAGUGCUUGCUCACUUCACAAUGAACCCAGACCUGACACAAUGCUGAUUUAAUCAUUUUUAUUGUCUCUUGAAGGAUUUUAACAUUUAUUUAAAUAAGAUGUUUAUUUGUUAAGAUACUGAUAAAUGAGGUAGUCUUGUGUUUAUAUUGUUCUUCACUAUUUCAAUGCAGCAUAGAAUUUAUUGUAAAACACUGGAAUAAAUCAUAAAGCAUAACAGAGGUCUUGAGAGGCACUACCUCCUCCAACACUCUUUCUUCUGACCAAGGUGUCCGCAGGUCAUUAAAAAGUCUUAAAUAACGGUUUCCUAAUUAAAGGCCUUAAAAAGUUUUAAAAUGUCCUAAAUUCAGUUUCGAUGGGUCUUAAAUAUUUUUGGUCACAUUACCGCUAAAAUAUCUUCAGUCUGACAGGCCUAAUGACUGUUUACAACCAUUGGACUAACAGAAGAUUUUACAAUAAUUACACGUAAAUAAUUACACACAGUUUAAAAAAUAGGCCUUUAUAAAGGCAAAUAAAAAUAUGCAGAUUUAAGUAUGUAAAAGCUUAUAGAACACUGAUGAAAAUAUUGCUUCAGAAUAAUUGUGUACCCCACCAAAAAUCUCGGUGAUGUGGUAGUUUUGUGGGGAUAUUUUGUGUGGAAUAUUGUCUGCUGAUAUGAAAAGUUCACUGUAUAUCGUAGAAUUAAAUAUUUAUGAGAGCGAUUGAUUAUUUAUUUAUUUUUUUGUACAUUUAACACAUUAAAUAUUACAUAUAUGUGUGUAAAGUAAUGUGUAUUUCCAUUACAGGUUUAGGUCUUAAAUUUCAUAUAAGGUGGUAUUAAAAAGAUCUUAAAAAGUCUUACAUUUCACUUGUUCAUAUCUGUAUUAUUGCAGAAACCCUGUCUGACUGAUCUGUUGGUUUAUGGUUCUGUACUUUGUAAGAAUUUAAGGGAAAACACAUGAACAUGCUUAGGUCUCAGUUCUCUCAAACAUGUUUGCAUGAUCAUUCCUUAACUUUUGAUCUGAAAUGCUUAACCUAGUGCUUCAGCAAUGGGUUUCACGGCGGGACACAAUUGUAUCUUUUGUUUGAGUGAAUAAGGGUUUCAGUCAAAAAUACCUGAACUAGUUUUAGAAGUCAAGAUAUUUAAAAAGAGCAAAAUAAAGAUGAAACAUCAAGAA
This is a messenger RNA of Cyprinus carpio (common carp), 2701 nucleotides long. RefSeq names its product adiponectin receptor protein 1 (gene adipor1b). The record is from RefSeq and is a predicted model, not a curated record. Gene Ontology annotation, molecular function: signaling receptor activity. Lineage: Eukaryota; Metazoa; Chordata; Actinopteri; Cypriniformes; Cyprinidae. Gene Ontology annotation, cellular component: plasma membrane. Gene Ontology annotation, biological process: adiponectin-activated signaling pathway.